Molecule: messenger RNA, 309 nt
Organism: Sphenostylis stenocarpa
Lineage: Eukaryota; Viridiplantae; Streptophyta; Magnoliopsida; Fabales; Fabaceae
Source: the annotation of a GenBank genome assembly
AUGGUUUUUCUAGACAAUCUUGACAGUGCAUUGAUCUAUCAGCACAUAUUGGUCCUUGUGUUUCCUGAUGUUUUCAAAACAUAUGAUUUGCGGUGGAAAAAUACAGAGUUGAUUGACAGGUGCAUAGGUUCAAAAAUAUGGGUGAUAAUGAAAGGGGACAAGGAACUUGUCGGUACUCUUAGAGGCUUUGAUGUUUAUGUCAACAUGGUUCUUGAAGAUGUAACUGAAUACAUUUCUGAUUAUCAACUUGACUGUUUGAAUUUGUACUUAACAGAGGACUUGGUUACCAUGGCUUUUGCGUCUUCAUGA